AUGAAUGAUCUUAAUUUCGUCGAUGCUACCUCUACUACAGACUAUUAUACUCUAAUCGUUGGUGGAACUUCUUUCAAGUUGUCUCCUACACUUUUAAGUUCCGAUGAACCAAAUUAUUUCACCUACAUGUUCUCGAAUAUGGAAUCAAAGACUCUGUAUAUUGACAGAGAUCCCGAAAUCUUUAAAGACAUAGUCAAAUAUUUACAAGGAUACUGUGUCACUCCACGAGAUGAGAUUCAUUUUGCAGAUUUACUCGUUGACGCUAUGUACUAUAACUUAACCAAGCUGAUAACACACUUGCGUAGCGUCUGCAUUGUUAAUGUCGGUGGCAAGAUCUUUCGCCUAGAAAGGGAGAUGCUUGAAAAACGCGAUGCACCGAAUUUUUUUACGUCUAUGGGCUUUGGGCACGGAUGGGAGCCGCCAUGGGGAAGUUCGUUCAUUCCGUUGGUUUCAUUGGUUCCGGCCAUGCCGCCACCCACGCUUGAUCGCGAUCCCGAUACCUUCUCAGACAUUGUUCGUUAUCUUCGAGGAUAUGAAAUCAAUGUUAAAGAUGAAGCGCACCGUCAAAAUCUGCUCAACGAUGCACGGUUUUAUCGCCUGAAGGGGCUUAGGGAAAAGCUACUCGCAUCGAGCAUAACAGUAAACGGUUUUGCAAACGGCAAACAUAACCAAAAUGAAGUUCUCUUCCGAUUAAAGGAUGUUCGACCGGCUAAUGUUAUAUUGUCAGAUGGUGAUAAUAACCUUCCCGCUUCUUUGACUCCGAUUAAGUACAAGAGUAGAGAAGGGACUAUAUAUGUCUUACUUGUAGAGGCUUAUAAUUUUAAUUUAAUCUGUGAAUACGGUCCGGUAACGCCGCCGGGACCAGGACAGAAAAGUUUCAUACAGCCGACCCUUGGUCUGGUGUUUAAUGAAAAGUAUAUACAAAAGCUUAAAGCCAUUGCGAAGGCAUUGAAGCUAUCUGAGACUAUUAACUUCGCAGCUCAGUCUUCCGAAUCAUGCGCUUUUGAAAUUGAUGGUAGCAAAACGACAUUAGAAGCGCUUUCGAACUUUGAACGACUAGGUCCUUUAGUAAAAUCAAACGAGUUCGGUAAUCGAUAUUUACAACUUUAUGUGUCAAGAAGUAUCCUUCGAUUAUUUUCCAAGCAAGGUCAAAUUGAGCUGCAUCUUGUUAAAUGUGAAGCGUUCAGUUCAGAGAGAGGAUUUAACGUCAAACGGGAAUUUUUAUCUACUGAUACCGGAAUGGCUUUAUAA
Messenger RNA from Paraglomus brasilianum, 1251 nucleotides. The record is from the annotation of a GenBank genome assembly. NCBI's taxonomy places the organism in Eukaryota, Fungi, Glomeromycota, Glomeromycetes, Paraglomerales, Paraglomeraceae.